AUGCCUAACAGCCAUGGCGAUAACCUCAGAAAGCGAUCCAGAAGUGGAUGCUGGACAUGUCGAAAACGGCAUCAGAAGUGUGACGAGCAGAAGCCAACUUGCUUGAACUGUCGCCUGCGCGGAGUCGACUGCGGAGGGUAUGGCAUCGUCCUGACCGACUUCACAGCCCGUGGCAGUCGGAAAGGACAGAUGGUGUCCAAGAUCAAGAGAAACCGACCCGCCGGCCACGAAGUAGAUGUCAUUCCACGGGCCUCACAACCGAGUCCUACGUCAGGCUUGGAAAGUAUGGAAAUUGGCGAGAUCGUGGAUUCGCCUUUCGAGGUGAUAGAGGACUCCUUUCUUCUAGAUCUCGAUUCGCAUUGGGAUGAAGAUCUAGACUGGACCGUUUCUGUCGAACCUGAGGUGCAACGCAAUGCCCUCCUAUCUCCCAUUGUGGCCGAGGCAGCAGGGGACUGCUUUGCAGAUCCUGUGCACGCAGUGGAGAUGUCAACCCUCGACCCUUCCCUCCUUUUCAUGCAUGAGCCAAUAACCCUGCCACCGACUCCUCAGGACCCUUUUGACCAGUAUUUAUUCACCUACUAUAUGGAAACCCUCGCCUUGCGACUGUACCCAGUCAAAAAGGACCAGAAUCCUUAUCGUACAAUCUAUGGAGCUCUUGCAACCGAGUCGGAACCUCUAUUGAAAUCAAUCAUGCUAGCUUCUGCACUGCAUCUCACUAAACAAGGACGUUUACCCAGGUUUGCCAUCAAGCCCUACCGCAUAGCAGUGCAAGAGUCAUUUCGCGAGGCCUUGAAAAGCCAGGAUGAAGCAUGGAGCCUGGGAGUAACUGUUCUUCUGUCCGUUGUCUUUGAUAUCAUCGGCACCGGACUGGCGACAUGGAGCUCGAAGCUCAUAGGCUGUCGUCGACUGUUGGAAAUCGCUUUCUCAGCCUCGACGAGUACCAAGGCCCUCACCGGCCUGCACUGUGUGCUUCUUCAAUACAACUGGGCAGUCACGAUGGGCAAGACCCUGGUUAGAGGCUUGGUACCGGAGGAAACUCUUAACGAGCUUAAAUGCAUCGAUGAAUUACCAUCCCGAGGCAGCUCCACCGAAGGGCUAGAGAUGGCCUCUCAUCAGCGUCAAUGGUGGGACAACUUGCCCGACUAUCAGAUGCAUCUUUUCCUGCGCGAGGCGACCGAUCAAUCCCUUGCCGUAGCUCGAAUCAGCACUACUGGAUCUACGGACGAGCUACUGCGCUUGAUGCCCCGGAUUGCAGAUUUGGUCAACAGGAUCCGGCAAUGGCAUCCGAAUAUAUCCACGGUUCCCGCAGAGUUUGUCAGCUCCAUUCAGCACUUCAAUGGUAUCUGGAAGGUCGGCAUGCUGUGUUUUGUGUACAGCGAGAUAUAUGCUCUCGGACCCAACGACGAUCUGAUCAAGGACUUGGUGCAGUCUUCUAUGGAGCCGCUGGACAAACUGUCCUGGCUUCAGGCUUGUUUGUUCCCCCUGUUCAUGAUUGCCCUGCAUGCCCGCACCGAGCAAGCACGCUCAAGGUUUGAGGCGAAGUUGGCUGAGAUGCACACGGUCCUGGAAUUUCAGGGACCGUUAUCCGUGAUAUCAAUUCUCAGAGCCAUAUGGCAACAAACGAGUGCCACUCACGAGGGUAGGGUACAAUGGAGGGAGGUCAUCAGGGACCUAGGAGCGGAGAUCAACGUUUUACUCUGA
Aspergillus uvarum CBS 121591 is the source of this 1701-nucleotide messenger RNA. Its product is annotated as Zn(II)2Cys6 transcription factor. Gene Ontology annotation, molecular function: transcription cis-regulatory region binding; DNA-binding transcription factor activity, RNA polymerase II-specific; zinc ion binding. The transcript is spliced from 5 exons. Gene Ontology annotation, biological process: positive regulation of transcription by RNA polymerase II. The coding region runs from base 1 to 1701 and encodes 566 amino acids. Gene Ontology annotation, cellular component: nucleus. Lineage: Eukaryota; Fungi; Ascomycota; Eurotiomycetes; Eurotiales; Aspergillaceae. The record is from RefSeq and is a predicted model, not a curated record.